Molecule: messenger RNA, 1950 nt
Organism: Pleurotus ostreatus (oyster mushroom)
Lineage: Eukaryota; Fungi; Basidiomycota; Agaricomycetes; Agaricales; Pleurotaceae
Gene: KU70
Product: ATP-dependent DNA helicase II subunit 1
Exons: 19
Coding region: 1-1950 (649 amino acids)
Biological process (GO): telomere maintenance; cellular response to X-ray; double-strand break repair via nonhomologous end joining
Cellular component (GO): Ku70:Ku80 complex; nucleus
Molecular function (GO): double-stranded DNA binding; telomeric repeat DNA binding; DNA helicase activity
Source: RefSeq, a predicted model, not a curated record
AUGCCACCUUACGAUGAUUGGAAUCGAAUCGACGACGAGGAAGACGAUGAACUACAAGAUGAUUAUCUCGAGGCCAAACGCGACGUGAUCCUCUUCUGCAUUGAUUGCUCCGAGUCAAUGUUUGCACAAAGGGAUGACCCCCGCUACGAGCCGGGUGAGGUCAAGACAUGUCACUUGCAAACAGCUCUCGAAGCCGCGGUCGAAAUUCAGAAGAAGAAAGUCAUUGUCGGUCCAAAUGAUUCCGUUGGGAUAUUGCUAUUCAAUACGACAAGGAAAACUGAGGUGAAGCGGUCGGACACUACGGAAAUCAAGAGGCACACGUACAUUUACCAGCCACUCGAGCAAAUCAGUGCUCCUAAAAUACAAGAAGUGAUGCAGCUUUUGGAUGCUACCAGGGAGAACCCAGACGAAUUGCGGGAGGCGUUUCCUCCAUUGACUGGCAAGAAGGUCCCAAUGGGAGAUGUCUUCACGAGCUGCAACUGGGUCUUGCGUGACGGGUAUGCUCCUAAAACAGCGUCCAAGCGCAUCUUCCUCAUUACAGAUGACGACGAUCCGCACUCUGGCGCCGGAAGCGAACAACUUCUCAGAUCUGCUAAAACAACACUGGAUGACCUCGUACAAACCGGAGUGACAGUCGAACCGUUCUUCAUCAGUACCGACGAACGGUCGUUUGAUGUGGCCAAAUUUUAUUCACAAGUGCUCCCAAACGGCACAACUAACGGUGACGAAAAUGAAGAAUCGUCGACAUUGCCUGAGUCCAUUUCCAUCACCCGCAUCGAUGACCUGCUCGCCCAAAUGCGGUUCCAUGAGGUGCCCAAACGCGCUUUGUUUAGCAUCCCAUUCGAACUUGCGCCGGGGUUCACGAUAGGUGUAAAAGGGUACGGUUUAGUGACGGAGCAGAAGAAGGGCAGCUACAAGUAUUUCGUCGAUCUAGGCGAUAGAAUGGAGUUGGUGAACUCGACGACCCGAUACGUCGACGAGGGUACUGAGACGGAGAUGGAUAAGUCCAAGAUCGUUUAUGGAAUGUCGAUCGGUGCGACCAUAGCAGAUGACGACGACGAUAUAAGUGGUAUUGGGACCAGAGCAGUUCAAGCUGGCAAGCGGCCGUUCUACACGGCCGAGGAAAUCCGUUCGUUCAGGACAUUGGGACUGGAACCAAAGAUAAGGCUCCUGGGGUUCAAAGAUCGUGAAACGCUGCUAUUCGAGGAUAACAUCAAGCACUCCAACUUCAUAUAUCCCGACGAACUCAUAUACGCAGGAAGCAAAAGAACCUUCAGUGCGCUCAUCAAAAGCAUGGUUUCAAAGAAUAAAAUCGGACUGGUGCUCACGCUUACGCGCCGGAACGCCACACCGACCUUUUGUGCACUUCUACCCCAAGAAGAAAAGGAAGACGAUGCAGGCUGGACAGACCCCCCUGGUUUCCACUUGGUCCCCCUGCCCUUUGCCGACGAUAUUCGCGCGGCUCCUAUUGAAGAAGCUUGUAGAGCAUCCGACGAACUGAAGGAUCUCGCAAAGGCAUGGGUCGAAAAGCUUGCUGUCAAGAACGGCGCGUAUCCGCCCGAUUCGUAUCCCAAUCCAGCGCUUGCGUACCACAACGCGCAACUACAAGCCAGCGCUUUCCGCGAGGAAUUCGACGCGGAGUCGUUCGAGGACUUGACCGAACCGAAGGUGGAUGUUAUGCAUAGGCGGGCGGGAAAGCUCAUAGUAGCGUGGAAGGAAGCACUACUCGAAGACGACUCUGCUUCAAUGGUGCCUGCUACGACGGGAUCGAAGAGGAAGGCGGAUGUCAACGUCGCUGAGGCUGAAAUUCGGAGCAAAUGGGAGUCUGGGACGUUAUCCAAGCUACGAGUUGACCAGCUCAAGGAAUUCUUGAAGAGCAAAAGUCUUGCCGUUUCAGGCAAGAAGGACGACCUCAUACAACGUGUCUCUGAGUGGAUGGAAUCUCACUAG